AUGAGGACGAAGGAGGACGAAGGAGGAGCGGUAUUUUGCACGCAGACAGAACAGCUGCAACAGCAGCCGCAAGGUCAUCUGGCACAAACGUUCAAGACAUGCGCCGAGGCGAAGGCGCAUCCAACGCGACACGACGACCGGCCGGCCGGCGAUCGUCGCCUGUGUACUCUUUUACUGGAACGUUUACGUCACAUCGUUAAAUGGGUCAGAGCCGUCGGAUCGCAUACCAGUGUUGCACCGCCGAGCGCUGUACGAAGAAGCACCGGCUGGUCGUCGACGUCGACUACCGUAAACGCUAGUCGCUGUCAGGGGCACCGAGGACGACCAUCCGGUGUGCGAUGA
Molecule: messenger RNA, 342 nt
Organism: Soboliphyme baturini
Lineage: Eukaryota; Metazoa; Nematoda; Enoplea; Dioctophymatida; Soboliphymatidae
Source: the annotation of a GenBank genome assembly